Molecule: messenger RNA, 942 nt
Organism: Cygnus atratus (black swan)
Lineage: Eukaryota; Metazoa; Chordata; Aves; Anseriformes; Anatidae
Gene: TAL1
Product: TAL bHLH transcription factor 1, erythroid differentiation factor
Exons: 3
Coding region: 1-942 (313 amino acids)
Biological process (GO): regulation of transcription by RNA polymerase II
Molecular function (GO): DNA-binding transcription factor activity, RNA polymerase II-specific; protein dimerization activity; RNA polymerase II cis-regulatory region sequence-specific DNA binding
Source: RefSeq, a predicted model, not a curated record
AUGGACAGGCCGCCCGCCCCGCCGCCGCCCCCCAGUGACCCCCGCGAUGCCCGCCCCCCCCGGCGGCACGACUCGGAAGCGGAGCCCACGACCGAGCCCGACGGCAGCCGGGGGGGCAUGGAGGCGCCGCCGGAGCCCCAGCUGCUGCUCAACGGGGCGGCCAAGGAGGCGGGCCGGCCCUCCCCCGGGCCCCCCGCCGCCGCCGCCGUGCCCGUCAUCGAGCUGGUGCGCCGGGGGGGCUCCCUGGACAUAAAAAGCCGGGAGGCGGCGGGGGAGGCGAUGCAGAGAGCGCCGGGCUCCGAGCCGUGCCGAGCCGCCGAAGCCGCCUGCGAAGCCCGCAUGGUGCAGCUGAGCCCCCCCGCGCUCCCGCUGCAGCCCCCCGGCAGGGCCAUGCUCUACAACCUGGGGCAGCCGCUGGGAGCCAUCGGCAGCGGGUUUUUCGGCGAGCCGGACUCCUUCUCCAUGUACGGCAGCAACCGGGUGAAGAGGAGGCCCUCGCCCUACGAGAUGGAGAUCACCGACGGUCCUCACACGAAAGUGGUUCGCCGCAUCUUUACCAACAGCCGGGAGAGGUGGAGACAGCAGAACGUGAACGGAGCCUUCGCCGAGCUUCGCAAGCUCAUCCCCACUCACCCGCCCGACAAAAAACUGAGCAAGAACGAGAUUCUGCGCCUGGCCAUGAAAUACAUCAACUUCCUGGCCAAGCUGCUCAACGACCAGGAGGAAGAAGGAAACCAAAGGGGCAAAGGGAACAAAGACUCGGGGAUAGUCCAGGAAGACCUCCUGCAGGAUAUGUUGUCUCCUAACUCCAGCUGCGGAAGUUCUUUAGAUGGCGCGGCGAGCCCGGACAGCUUCACGGAAGAGCACGAGGCGCUGGACUCGAAGCACGCGCGGGGCCUGCACCACGCCAUCCUCCCCGUAGAAGGCAACGCGCAGCGGUGA